Messenger RNA from Peronospora belbahrii, 990 nucleotides. The record is from the annotation of a GenBank genome assembly. NCBI's taxonomy places the organism in Eukaryota, Oomycota, Peronosporomycetes, Peronosporales, Peronosporaceae.
AUGUUUGUAUUCGAGGCUAUGGAUACUGGAACUCUCGUGCUUCUGGACGUAACGACGAAGGCUCAGCUUCCAUUCGACGAGUAUGUCGUAGUGGCUGGACGAGUUCAGUGUUGUCGACAGCUCACGUGUGUUGGUGGACGUGUCAAACGUGACGGGAAGCGUCGACUCUUGGUUGUUCCAUUACUUCAAGCCCAAGAAAGUAAGAUCCCGAGUGUUCAAGUGCUGGACGUGGGAGAAGUGGCUGUAAACUUUUUGCAAGGAAGGAGGAAGAGUGAAGAGAAGGAAGGUCUGAAGAAGCAAAAGCAUAAGGCAAAGACGUUACAUGAUGUAAAGACUCAGCAGUUGAAGACAGAGGCCUUAAACUACAUGGAUCAGAUCAAAGUCAAGAUGCUCACGACACUAGACGAUCUCUUUUGUGCCUUCCAGAUUGCAGACCCGACUAAUGUACAGUCAUUGCUGCAGUACGAUCCAUCCAUGCCCAAGCACUAUCAAUUGUUGUGUAUGGAUUGUCCGCCUUUUGAUACUGCGGACGAUACAGCUCACGUUGAUGUGCCGCAUGGAUUCUCUUCCUCAGCCCCACCAGAACCGUUUAAUUUCGGUGUCUUGUUCUUGGAAGUGGCGACAAACAAAGUGGAUGAGCAUUAUCUGCAUAUUCCUGUGCCUCGCUCGCCUCUUUCAGGUAUGCAAGGGGAAGUUUACAACGUACAAGAAAGCUUUCAGGACGCUACGGUGCUGACGUUUGGGACGAAGCGAGAGGAGUCUGCUCAUGGUGGCGGUAAAACAUGCGACGAAAUGAUCAAGAACAUUCGCAUGCGUCAUGCAUCAGGAACAUUCUGCACACUUGUUCUCCCAACAAAAACGUGGGAGCAAGUGGUUGAUAAACACAAGACUUUCUUCCCACAGAUAUGUGAGCUUCAAGGCAAGUUGCGUCUACGUCGCUUUAUGGGCACUACUCCAUGUGGAACGCCCGUCGAAGUGCUGCUUGAAUAA